Messenger RNA from Moesziomyces antarcticus, 2091 nucleotides. RefSeq names its product multi-copper oxidase. Gene Ontology annotation, molecular function: copper ion binding; oxidoreductase activity. The record is from RefSeq and is a predicted model, not a curated record. The transcript has a single exon. NCBI's taxonomy places the organism in Eukaryota, Fungi, Basidiomycota, Ustilaginomycetes, Ustilaginales, Ustilaginaceae. The coding region runs from base 1 to 2091 and encodes 696 amino acids.
AUGUCGGCAGCACCGAUCCAAGGUUCCGACAACCACGGCAGCAGCAAGUCACUCUCGCUCGCCGAGAACGGCUCUGAAACGUCCAAUCUCAAAGAGGGCUCGCGAGCUUCUCCAUCACCCACCAAGAGGCGCUUGAUUCUGUUAGCUUCGCUAGCCGCUGUUCUCUCCGUUCUAGCUCUUGCACUUGGCCUUGGCCUCGGUCUCGGUCUCAAACACAAAGAUGCAUCCCAACACGAUGCAGCCGCCUCCGACGCAAAGAUGGUCCCUGGCGCAACCGCCUCGAACCUCACCUUCAUUCCGAGAGAGGAUCUCCCAGAUCCAUCGCAGCUCACGUUAGACCCCUCAUGGGACCGAUUGGCUCCACCACAAGAUCGGAUCUUCAACUGGACCCUCACCCAGGUCGUCUCGAACCCGGCUGGCACCACCAAACAGAUGCGUCUCGUCAAUGGUCGCUACCCAGGCCCACUCGUCCAGGCCAAUGUCGGUGACCGCAUCAUCGUUCACGUGCAAAACAACAUGCCAGUUCCCACCUCACUCCAUUGGCACGGUCAGUUCCAGCGCGGCUCCAAUCAGAUGGACGGAUCGGCAGGAAUCACAGAGUGCGGCAUUGCUCCCGGCUCCACCUUCACCUACAACUGGACCGUCCAGCAGUCCGGAUCCUACUGGUGGCAUUCCCACUACGGUCCCACAUAUGCAGACGGCCUCUUCGGUCCGCUCAUUCUUCACGGCGAUGACGAAAAAUUCAGGAUGACCAACCCGAGCAACACCACCAGCAUUGCAACCAAUGCGACCACCACCAACGGUUCCUCGGUCAGGACCGAUUACGACCGCGAUCUCAUCUUUGUCGUCAACGACGCAUACCAGGCUGACGCUUUCAACGUCGCCGCCAUUGCAAAGUCCAAGGCAGGUCCUCCAGGCGGUGAUCAGGGCAGCGAGCCCACACCUGACUAUGCCAUGAUCAAUGGCCUCGGCUUUUCCAACUGCCCCCUGGCACCCAAUGGCACAACCUGCAUCUCUGACCAGCCACACGGCAAGUCGGCCUACAACUUCACCGUGCCUGCCAACAAGCGGGUGCGCAUGCGCGUCAUCAAUGCAGGCUCCAUGGCCACCUUCCGCUUCUCCGUCGAUGGCCACAACAUGACCGUCAUCGAAGCUGAUGGCACCGAGGUAGAGCCUGUCGUCGUCCAGAGCCUCAACCUCAUGGUCGCACAGCGAUACUCGGUCAUCAUCGACACCGAUCGUCCCGUCGGUGCUUACGCCGUGCGCGCAGAGGUGCUCGAUGACAUGUUUGCCUACGACAAUUCUUUCCUCGUCAUGGACCAGUACGCCAUCAUGCGCUAUGAAGGCGUCCCGGCCUCGGCACAGCCGCUCAGCAAUCCCACCAACGCCACGCUCGUCAAUGUGACCGAGUCGCUCAGCACCUCUCAGCUGGUGCCCAUCACCCGAAUCGAUGCCCCGGCUUCCAACAUGACUACCAAGCUCAUCGUCAACUUUGGCCUCGACGCAUACAGCAACUGGCACGCCUUUUUCAACCAAACCACCUUCACCUCCGAGAUGGCCCCACAGGCCUCUCUCUUGAAGGCCUACACCUUCGAGACCACCCAGCGCGCUUCAUCCAAAUCGAGCGUCGGCGCUUACUACAACGACCCGGACGAGCUGAUCGUCACCAACUCGCAGGCCGUCGUCAUGGAUGUGAUCGUCAACAACCUCGACGAGGGCGAACAUCCCUUCCACCUCCACGGCUUCACCCCUUUUCUCGUCGGAUCAGGCGCUGGUAAUUUCCAGGCCCAGAGCAACCCCAACUUUGCCGCUGCCAAGACCAACCCGAUGCGUCGCGACGUCUUCUCGGUGCCGGCCUUCAGCUGGAUCGCCUUCCGCUUUGUUGCCGACAAUCCCGGUGUCUGGCCUUUCCACUGCCACCUCAUGCCGCACAUGGCCGUCGGCCUGCUCAUGCAGUUCCAGGUGCUCCCCGACCAGAUCGCAACGCUGCCCAUCUCGGACCAGUUCUACUCGCAGUGCUCCGCAGUCAACUCCUGGGUUCAGCAAAACCAAAAUCUCCUCACUUCCACUGGCAACCCCGAUUCCAUGUAG